UUUUAAUAUAUAAAAAGUAAUAGUGAUGAGGUUUAAAAGUUUCAUGAUGACAACUGAAUCACUAAGGAGUAAAAAUUUCAGCUAUCAACUUGUACAUUCGAAAAAAUAAAGAUUUCCUCAUAGAAAAGCCAUGCUGCAGUCCCACACAAAGCCUCUGGGCGCCGCUGUCGGCCAGUGCAGAGCAAGCUCGACGUCCCAGAUCCUUCAGCCUCUAGCCUAGGAUUUCCUGCGCAGCCACCAACACUCACAGAAGGAAACCCUCUCACCCUGAGAGACUCUGGGCUGCGCACACCCGGCCCCGAACACAGGGAUUCCCGGCCCGAAACCGGGCUCUGCCUGGCCCCGGACUAACGCUCUUCCACCGCGGUCGAGUGCACUUUCUCCAAGUGCGAAGAGGGGACCGAGAAGCCCAGCGAGCAAUGGGAGGGAGCUGCGCGCAGAGGCGACGCGCCGGCCGCGGGCAGGUACUGUUUCCCCUCCUGCUGCCUUUGUUCUACCCGGCGCUCUGCGAGCCCAUCCGCUACUCCAUUCCCGAGGAGCUGACCAAGGGCUCGGUGGUGGGGAACCUCGCCCGGGAUCUAGGGCUGAGUGUCCAGGAUGUGUCGGCUCGAAAGCUGCGCGUUAGCGCGGAGAAGCUGCACUUCAGCGUAGACGCGGAGAGCGGGGACUUACUGGUGAAGGACCGCGUAGACCGCGAGCAGAUAUGCAAAGGGAGGAGAAGAUGCGAGCUGCAGUUGGAAGCCGUGGUGGAAAAUCCCUUAAAUAUUUUUCACAUCGUUGUGGCCAUUGAAGAUAUUAAUGAUCAUGCUCCUCAGUUCCCUAAAGAUGAAAUAAACUUAGAAAUAAGUGAAUCCGUCAGCCCAGGAAUGGUAACAAUUCUUGAGUCUGCAGAAGAUCCCGAUAUAAAUGUAAAUUCGCUGAGCAAAUACCAGUUAAGUCCUAAUGAGUAUUUCUCAUUGGUGGUGAAAGACAAUCCCGAUGGUGGCACGUAUCCCAAAUUAGUACUGCAGAAGACCCUGGACCGAGAAACCCAGAGCAUGCACCACUUGGUGCUAACAGCUUUAGACUUUGGGGACCCGCCUCUAAGCAGCACCGCUCAGAUCCGAGUCCUGGUGGUGGAUGCCAAUGAUAACCCCCCAGUGUUUAGCCAGGGCGUUUACAGGGUCAGCCUUCAGGAAGACGUCCCUCCAGGCACCUCUGUCCUAAGAGUGAAGGCCACUGACCAGGACGAAGGGAUCAAUGCCGAGUUCACCUACUCCUUCCUUGGCGGGGCCGGCAAAGCCCAACACGUGUUCUCUCUGGAUUCCAGUACAGGAGUCAUUGUAACUCAUCAGCCCCUGGAUUUUGAAGAAGUAGAAAGAUAUACAAUGUACGUGGAAGUAAAGGACCGAGGAUCUCUUUCCACACAGUGUAAAGUAAUUAUAGAUGUUCUAGAUGAAAACGACAACAGCCCCGAAAUAAUCAUCACUUCUCUCUCUGAUCCCAUUUUGGAGGAUUCCCCUCCUGGAAUGGUUGUGGCUCUCUUCAAAACACGGGACCGAGAUUCUGGGGAAAAUGCAGAGGUCACAUGUAGUUUAAGUAGAGAUGGUCCAUUUAAGAUUUAUUCUUCUUCCAGUAAUUACUACAAAUUAGUAACAGAUGGGAGCCUGGACAGGGAGCAGACCCCAGAUUACAACAUCACCAUCACAGCCACCGACAGGGGCAAGCUACCCCUUUCCUCCAGCACAACCAUCUUCCUGCAUAUCACUGAUGUUAACGACAAUGCUCCCGUUUUUGAACAGCAGGCCUACUUGGUCCACAUACCAGAAAACAACCAGCCCGGGGCCUCCAUAACCCAGGUCCAUGCUUGGGACCCAGAUGUGGGACCCAACGGCCAGGUUUCCUACUCCAUCGUGGCCAGCGACCUGGAGCCUAGAACGCUGCUGUCCUACGUGUCCGUGAGCGCACAGAGCGGAGUGGUGUUCGCGCAGCGCGCCUUCGACCACGAA
This is a messenger RNA of Heterocephalus glaber (naked mole-rat), 1988 nucleotides long. Lineage: Eukaryota; Metazoa; Chordata; Mammalia; Rodentia; Bathyergidae. The record is from RefSeq and is a predicted model, not a curated record.